This is a messenger RNA of Styela clava, 3432 nucleotides long. Lineage: Eukaryota; Metazoa; Chordata; Ascidiacea; Stolidobranchia; Styelidae. The record is from RefSeq and is a predicted model, not a curated record.
UAUGUAAAUAUCUGUUUUAGGUACAGAUGAUGACCUAGUUGCGUCGUUAUCUUCAGUAUCAAAGCCUUUAAAAAGUAUUUUAAAAAAGAGAAAACCAGAAGAAUGCCCCGUUUCAUCGGAAAAAGGAGAUGUAGAUAAAGAUGAAAAAGAAGAAGUUUUUAUUGAAAAACCACUUUUGUUGGUGGAAGCAUAGCAGAGGCACUUCGAAAGAUAAAAGAAAUCAAGCCAACUAGUAAAAAAAAUAUGUCAAAUGUUGAGGAUUCAAAACUAAUAGAUGACAAUGAACCAAAACCUAGUGCCUUCAUACUUGAAAUGGAAAAAGAAAAAGAGAAAUUAGCUUUGUUACCGCAAGGUCUCCCAUCUUAUCCUACUACUACAAACAUGCCUAACAUGGAUUGGGAAGGAAAAGAAACAAAAGUUGGAAUUGUGCAAAAUUCUAGUUUCGCAGCAUCUUAUACAAUAGCUAAACCUCCAGAAUUGAUUAAAACUGGCAAACAAGUUACAACCAAGGCUUCUCAAGAUAAUGAUGAAGAUAUAGAGAGUGUUGUGCUGAUGAGCAAUAUACCAUUCAAAGUGACAAUCUCGGAGCUAGUUCUUAUUCUAGGAAUUUGGCCUAAAGGAGGGUACAAUGGUGUAAAAAUUAUCAAAGACAGUAUUGGUAAUUCCCGUGGAUAUGCAUACGUCAUACUCGAUCGUAAAUCUGACUUGAUGGAUGUUCUGAGGAUGACAGGGCUUGAAAUGAAAGGCAGAAAACUUAAAGUAUCUAAGAGUUGUCGUGAAGAACUAAUUUCUGACUGGAUAAUUACAAAGAAGGCAAAUGCUAUGAUUAAUCACUCUAGGGUUAUCAAGGUCUCUAAUCUCGGUUUUCAUCUCAGAAAGUCUGAACUAUUGGAUGCAAUUCAGGAAGUUAAAUUCUCCAGUAAUGAUAUUUACUGGAAAGCACUAAAGUCUGGUCAGAGUAAUUCUGGCCGUGGAUAUGUUGUGCUUGAAUCAAGUGAUGAUGCAAAAUUGGUGUCUGGAAAGAGUUACCAAGUCCAAGGAAGAAAAAUUGAAGUCGCUCAAGUACACCCGGUGGAAAUGAAACGAUUCUUGGAACAAUGCAGUUUGAAAGUUGAAGAAUAUCAUAUUCUGAAUGAUUCGUUCGAUGAAAAGGAAUAUGAUAAUUCUGAUGAUUUACAGCUCAGUCCAGAAAAAGCAACAUCUGAAGUUGUACAAGAUAAGAAUGACAACUCAUUUGUUGUUGUAGAUGAGGUUGGUGAGAUUACAAAGCAGGUACCGGCAAAAAAGAGAAAAGUACAGCCUGAUGUUAAAGAAAAAGGGAGAAAUAUGCCUCAAUUACCGCAACCAACAAGGUACAGUAGAGAGCGUGAUCAUCAUGUUGGGGCACAAUCACCAAGGCAUAAUUUACCUCCAUUUCGACCCACUGUACAUGUACGCAUGUAUGAUGUACCAGAUAAAGCUACAACUGCGGAUGUCAAAAGUUUCUUUGAACCAAUACCACCUGCAAAGAUUGCACAAAAUAUUGGUUAUGACAUUUAUGACAUCGAGUUUUAUAAUCCUGGUGAUGCCAUGCAAGCAAUGAAGAAGCAUUUAUUACUUUUAAGAAAAAAUGUUAUCAAACUAGAGAUGCUUCCUGGACCACCACGUCCAUUACCUCCCCGCCAUGCUCCACCUCCACGAUUUCGACCAGGUGGCCAAAAUCCAAUGACAAUGCAUGUUGACAUGGUUCCUCUAGGAAUGAAACAGGGCCCACCUGGGAUUGGUUCCUUGUCUAUGCCUUCAAUGGAACAUGGACCAUUUCCUAUGGGUGUGGAUCCUAGAUCAAUGCCUCACCAUCCAGCUCCACCACAUGCUAUAUUUGGGCCUCCUGGCAUUCAUCCAGGCCCAAUUCUGCCUGUGAUGGGCCCUGGUCAAUUUGUGCCAAUGAUGGUAGACGUACCUAACAACGCUGUGAUUGAUCCAAAUCAGAUGCCGGAACCAAUGCCUAAAAAAGAAGUCGAAGACAAACACAAGAAGCUGUUGGGCACUGUUGCUGAAGGUGUGAUGCCAGAGCCUCAGAAAGAGUAUAUUCCGGUUCCCCCGCUGCCAGAAGACUUCUCCACAUAUGAGGUACCAGCGUUCAGGAAAGACACGCCAGUCGGACAAGGAGUUAUAACACAAAUGCAGGGAUUUUUUUGUCAACUCUGCAACAAGUUUUACAGCUCUAGUAAAAGUGCAAAAGUAGUUCACUGCAAGUCUAAGGGUCAUUAUGACAGAUUGAAACAAUAUUUGCAAGAGAAGAAAAGAUUAAGAAAACUGGCUGAAUCUGAAGUUAUUGGGACAUAAUUUUACCACAAGGAAGACGAUAUGUUAUCAAAUUUGAUCAUAUGAAUAAAAAACGCCAUUAUUUGUAUUGAUUAUAAAAUGCUUCUUCCAUUAAUAGUUAAUACCUCAUUCCCUGGUUAUCUCAUAAGUUGAUUCUGAGUAUUCUUGAAGUUUGCUAAGUCAUUGUGAUAUUUUCAAUCAUUGUCAAAUAGGGUAGAGUUUUGAGGACGGGGCGAUAAAACCUCUCACGUUUUUAAUCCCAGCAUGGAUGGAGGGCGUUUUUAGCCAAACCUAACAAUUGCUUGUAUGCCACUUUCAUCAACGUUGACGAGUAAUCAUACUUUUUAGGAUUUGAUCCGUCGCGAAACAUCUUUGUUACUUAUCUCGAGUGUAUAAAAUUUGCAAACAUGCAAAUACGCGUUUUAGUCCACGGUGACAUGCAUAAAAAAUGAACAAUGUUGCAUGUUUGCAAUGUUAAAGCAAAAUAUUGCGUUCCCAAAUUCCUUUGUCAAUUAUCGGACUAAAUUAAACCAGAUACCAGUAUUACUUGUUGUGUGCGAGAGGGUUGCUGGACACCUCGUUGCCGUUGGGUGGUUCACAUAACCGCUGGUCGGUUACGGCUUCCUCCACCAAUUCUAUGCUUCCGAAAACAUAACUAACUAAUCCCAUACCCGACAUGGAAUGGUAACCGAAGUCCGUGGUUCGUCAUAUGGUUAAGCCGUCUUAUCGGUUUUUCUCUCCCCAUGAUGAAUAUGUAAAUCCUAUCCUUCAAAAAUCUCCAGUAGCGCUGAGUACAGAAAGAGAGAUUUUGUUUCCACAAAACAAUGUUUUAAUAAGAACAAUAGUACAGAUUUUUAUAGAAAUGCAGUGCCGUGAAUAUUUAAACAUUGAAUCGUGUUGGUCAGUAUGCAAGACCUUCACAAGUCGGAAAGAUAUAUAAAAUAUUGUCGAAUUUUUUUGUUUCAAAUAAAUGACCCAGAUUUGUGUUUGGUAGCAGGAAACUCCAAUUUAUUUGAAUAGCGUUUAAUUUUUUUUUAGUUUUAAGUUUAUUUCGAGUACUGUCGCAUGAUAAUAGUACCAAAUUACAUGCAAAAUGUUAUGUAAAUAUGAUUACAAGCAUUCCUACGA